AUGGAGGUGCCCUUUGUUGCUCGCACCAAGUGCGAGAUUCAUUCUGUAAUUCGCUUUUUGCACGCCAUAGGGAUUCCACCCGUGGAUAUUCAUCGUCAGUUGACAGAGGUGUAUGUCCGUUCAACACGUCUGCAAGUAACGCUGCCUUACGACAACGCCUGCCCUCAUGUCUUCCGUCAAACCCAGGACCUUUGGAUACACUUUGUGUGGACUGUCAUGCCCCACCCACCGAACAGUCCGAACCUCGCACCUAGUGAAUAUUACUUGUCUCCCAAGUUUAAGAAACACUUGAAUGGCCAACGCUUUCGGUGUGACGAUGAAGUCAAAAACGAGGUGAAAUGCUUCCUCAAUGGGUUGGCAGCGGAGUUCUACGAAAUUGGAAUACAGAAAUGA
Parnassius apollo (apollo) is the source of this 393-nucleotide messenger RNA. Lineage: Eukaryota; Metazoa; Arthropoda; Insecta; Lepidoptera; Papilionidae. The record is from the annotation of a GenBank genome assembly.